Messenger RNA from Durio zibethinus, 1323 nucleotides. The record is from RefSeq and is a predicted model, not a curated record. Lineage: Eukaryota; Viridiplantae; Streptophyta; Magnoliopsida; Malvales; Malvaceae.
CCCACAAGAACUUUCCUUCCUUGCCUCUCUUAUUAUCCCAACAAUUUCCUUUCCCUCUCCCCACUUUCUUUCCUUUUUAUUCCUCCCAAACCAAACAGAGAAAUCAAGCCCGAGCCGAGCUGACUCGAAAAAACUUCAAAGCCAUGGGUGAGGACGCUGCUAGAUCCAUAGAUCCCCCUGACUUCCCAACGGAAAACAACGGCAACUAUGCGUUGAGUGGUAGAAUCAUGCUCAGCGCGAUCGUCGUUUUGUUCUUCGUAGUGAUUCUCAUGUUCGCCUUCCAUCUUUACGCUCGUUUUUACCUUCUCCGUGCCGCCCGCCGCCGUAGUUCCCGUAACGGCAGCAGCAAUUCUCGGCGAACGCAGCUCGUCUUCUAUAUUGACCCGAACACUAAUGCGGCCUCCGCCACAACGCGCGGUCUCGAUGCGCGCGUGCUCAAGUCGCUCCCGGUUUUCACUUUCUCAUCCACGACGCAUCCGGAUUCCGCCCUCGAAUGCGCCGUUUGUUUGUCGGAAUUCGAAGAAAACGAAUCCGGUCGGGUCUUGCCCAAAUGUAACCAUAGUUUCCAUUUAGAGUGUAUAGAUAUGUGGUUUCAUUCUCACUCCACGUGUCCUCUUUGUCGAACUCCCGUUGAAGAACCCGCACUCGUAUCUGAGAAUCCAAGAGAUUUAGUUUUAACGAUAAAUGACCCGUCAGGAGUAGAGUCGGGACCGAAUCAGAGCUCUGAUUUAUGUGCCACGUGUCAGCAUGAGGAACAGGCAGGUACGUCGGCUGUUGCGUACCGGAGGAAGUUGUCGAUUGAGGUUCCCAGGAGGAAUACCGAAGGUUUUGAAGGUGAGUCAAGUGGGUGUGACUCAGGACCAAGUCAAUCUUAUAAAUCGCCGAUGAGUCGAAUGCUGUCGUUUAAGAGGAUAUUGAGUAGAGACAGGAGAGGGAAUGGGGCGAGUUCUUGUCCUUCCCCGAUAAACGCGGGGAAUUGCGGGUCAAUCAGUGUGUCUGAGUCGGAUAUCGAGCGAGGUGGUGACGAGGCUCGGCAAACUCAUGGCUGACUCGGGUUGUGUGUGACUCAGUAGAUAUUUGCAACGUGAUUGAAUUACCUCAUCGAAGUGAAAAGACAUUGCAAUGAAUUGAAUGUACACGUUGAUGAGCGGGAAUCUUUGUUCGUAAAAUCGUGUGUGUAAAUGAAAUGAAAUUUAUUUAUUUUUUGUUUUACUUGAGUUAAACCUUUUGUUUUAUUAGAGAUACAGUUGGUGUUUUUAAUUUUAUUUUAUAAAUUGUUUUUUAAAUCAGAAAUUAUCAGGAAGCUUUAGAUUUCAUUUAGGU